AUGGAAGCGUUUCAGCGCUCGGGCUUGAAGGGAGCACCUGCGCAGCAGUCGCACGCAACAGGAGCAAAUGCGGGUGAGCUUGGCCAGCCGGAUGUGAAAGCAUCUGAAAGCACGCCCACUGGAAUCCACCCGCUGCUGCUUGGCAAUGUCGCCAAGAUCCAGGAACGGUUCCAGUCUUUGGCGCCCAAGUUUGUCUCGCUCCAAGCAAACAAGCGGCCGCUUCCUGGGCGCCCUGCUAAUCCGCAACCCACUGUACAGAUAAAGCCCGCGAAACCAGCGCCGCCAGCGAAUCCGUACCUGACUGCGGCUGCACAGGCCGCCAGCGAUGCAGGGCCGCGGCCCAAGUCACGAAGCAUGCAGCGCUCUUUGCAAUUCAACCGUCCGGGGCGCUACAUCAUGGAGGCCGAGCAUAUGCGGCGUGACCAGCAGAUGAACGCGCUCAAGGAACGGAUCCAAAAUGCCGCGCGCAAGGUCGGGAUGCAGGACGAGUUGCUUGGCGACGAACGCAUUUUGCGCCGCGAAGAGCCGCCCGAAGCAGAGUGGUGGGAUAUUCCACUGCUUCCAAGCAAAGACUACAAAGACGUGCCGGACGGGCACGACGCGCAAGGGCCGUUGCCUUUCUUACACGGCGCCGAAUCGCCCAUCGACCAUCUUGUACAGCACCCGAUUCCCAUUCCUGCACCCACCGAAACAAUUCGUGUCCGUCCGCACGGUGUCAUGUUGACCAAGCAAGAAAUGAAAAAGAUGCGGAAACAGCGCCGCGCCGCGGAGCAGCAGGACAAGCGCGACAGGAUUAAAAUGGGCCUGCUUCCGCCUGAUCCGCCCAAGGUGAAGCUGUCGAAUCUGAUGCGUGUGCUUGGGUCAGAAGCAGUGUCAGAUCCGACAAAAGUCGAAGCACGCGUCCGCCGCGAAAUUGCCGCGCGCCGCGAACGGCACGAGCAGGCGAACGAGGAUCGUAUGCUUACCGACGAAGAGCGUCGCGCUCGGCGUGCGUACAAGACGAGAGUCGAGGAGGACAAGGGGAUUUGGGCACAAGUGUACUGCAUUCGCCAGCUUGUCAGUCCUUCGCACAAGUUCAAGGUGCGCAAGAAUGCACAACAGCACCAUUUGGGCGGCAUUGUGAUUAUUCAUCCAGACUUGGCGCUCGUUGUCGUUGAAGGGUCGUGUAAAGCACUCAAGGCAUACAAGCGGCUUAUGCUUGUACGCAUCGACUGGACGGAUCCUGGCCGGCCACACGGCAUGGAUGCGUCGGAGGAAGAGACGCCGGACGUGGACCUUGGCGAGAAUACGUGCGAGCUCGUGUUUGAAGGGCCCGUGCGUGAGCGCACUUUUGGUGGCGGCAUGAUUCGUACCGAGGCCGUCUCUACCGACGCAAAAGUCAAGGAGCUGCUGGGGCCGCAGCUCUCAGGUUACUGGGAAGUGGCCAAACGGUCGCUUACAGCGACGCAAGGUGAUUAA
Molecule: messenger RNA, 1458 nt
Organism: Malassezia vespertilionis
Lineage: Eukaryota; Fungi; Basidiomycota; Malasseziomycetes; Malasseziales; Malasseziaceae
Gene: prp3
Product: U4/U5/U6 small nuclear ribonucleoprotein prp3
Exons: 1
Coding region: 1-1458 (485 amino acids)
Biological process (GO): mRNA splicing, via spliceosome
Cellular component (GO): U4/U6 x U5 tri-snRNP complex
Source: RefSeq, a predicted model, not a curated record